AUGACCGAAGGCACUCAAUCUAAGCGCUUCGAGCCCAAGGUACCAGUCCAGCUGGACCCACCAAAGGACGACCUCAUCUCCACCGAGGAAUUGGCCAAAUGCGACGGUACCGAUCCCAGUCGCCCAACACUGGUUGCGAUCAAGGGAAUUGUGUUUGAUGUGUCACGCAACGCAGCCUACGGAUCUGCUGGUCAAUACAAGGUUUUCGCUGGCAAGGAUGCCUCUCGCGCUCUCGCCCGUUCGUCCCUGAAGCCUGAAGACUGUGUGCCGGAAUGGUAUGACUUGGAGGACAAGGAUAAGACCACGCUGGAGGAGUGGUUUACCUUCUUCAGCAAGCGGUACAACAUUGUUGGAAAGGUGGAGGGCGCGAAGAAUACCUAG
Molecule: messenger RNA, 381 nt
Organism: Penicillium longicatenatum
Lineage: Eukaryota; Fungi; Ascomycota; Eurotiomycetes; Eurotiales; Aspergillaceae
Product: putative progesterone binding protein
Exons: 3
Coding region: 1-381 (126 amino acids)
Cellular component (GO): membrane; endomembrane system
Source: RefSeq, a predicted model, not a curated record